Messenger RNA from Aureobasidium namibiae CBS 147.97, 1479 nucleotides. Its product is annotated as MFS general substrate transporter. Gene Ontology annotation, cellular component: plasma membrane. The coding region runs from base 1 to 1479 and encodes 492 amino acids. The transcript is spliced from 6 exons. Gene Ontology annotation, molecular function: transmembrane transporter activity. Lineage: Eukaryota; Fungi; Ascomycota; Dothideomycetes; Dothideales; Saccotheciaceae. The record is from RefSeq and is a predicted model, not a curated record. Gene Ontology annotation, biological process: transmembrane transport.
AUGGUAUAUCGGGAAAAGGACAUUGAUGGCGGGUCGCCGCCAACAUCAUUCGAUCGCGUCGAGACCGGAACCGCAUACGAUAAUGCCCUCGUCUGUCCGCCACACACCACCGAGCGCAAACUAGUCAACAAGAUCGAUUUCCACGUCGUACCGUUCCUGUGUAUUCUCUACUUGCUCGCCUUCCUCGAUCGAGUCAACAUUGCGAAUGCCAAUGUCGCCGGCAUGUCAGCAGAACUAGGGCUAGAGGGUCAUGAGUACAACAAUGCUCUUGUUAUCUUCUUUGCCCCUUACAUCAUCUUUGAAAUCCCUUCGAAUAUCCUACUCAAAAAGUUCAAGCCGCAUGUGUGGCUCUCAGCCUGCAUGUUCUUAUUCGGACUUACGACAACUCUGCAAGGGGUGGUUACGAAUUACUCUGGCUUAUUGGCAACUCGCUUCUUCCUGGGUGUUUUCGAGUCUGGAAUGUUCCCUGGUUGCUUUUACUUGCUCAGUUCGUGGUACCUGAGAACAGAAGCGCAAAGGAGAUACAGUUUCUUCUUCUCGAGUACAACACUUGCCGGUGCUUUUGCUGGUCUGCUCGCAGCAGCUAUUGGCAAGAUGGAUGGUAUUGCAGGCUACAAAGGUUGGAGAUGGAUAUUCAUCCUCGAAGGCAUCCUUACUUGCGUUGUUAGCGCUGCCUUCUUCUUCGUCCUUCCAGAUUUCCCUGAAGACAGCAAAUGGCUCUCUGACGACGAGAGAACAUAUGUCAUCAACCGCCUCCGCAGCGAACAAGGAGCCUCGGCCGUCGAACGCAAGAUGGGCAUCAAAGAUGUCGGCAACGUGUUCAAAGAUUACAAGGUCUUCCUCGGAGGCUUCAUGUACUUCGGUCUCAUUGUACCCGCCUACUCCUACGCCUACUUCUCCCCCUCGAUCAUCAACGGCUACGGCUACGGCAAAAUCCAAACGCAACUGCACAGUGUUCCUCCAUGGGCAGCCGCCUUUGCUUUUGCCAUGAUCCUCGCUUACCUAUCCGACAAAACGCGCCAUCGCUUUGGCUACGCAGUUUUUGCCGUCUGCGUUGCAAUCGUCGGCUUUGCGAUUUUGAUCUCCGUACACGACAACAGGCCUCUCGAAUACGCAGCUCUGUUCCUCGUGGCCAUGGGGUGUUAUUCCGCCAUGCCGAUCAUCGUGUGCUGGUUCAACAUGAAUCUCGGCGGCCACCACCGCCGCAGCGUGGGUUCAGCCUUCCAGGUCGCCUUUGGCAACAUCGGCGGCAUCAUCGCCGUGUACUGCUUCCUCAAAACCGAUGCGCCGCUCUACACAAAGGGCUAUUCCAUCUGCAUUGCAUUUACUUGUCUGAGCGUCAUCAGCUGUAUAGCUUACUACAUAGCUUGUGUGACGCAGAAUAGGAAAAGGGAAAAGACGGUCACGGAUGUGGGGUUGACCGAGUACGAAAAGACGGAGUUGGGGGAUUUGAAUCCUGAGUAUAGGUAUUUGGUUUGA